Messenger RNA from Mizuhopecten yessoensis (Yesso scallop), 1118 nucleotides. RefSeq names its product coiled-coil domain-containing protein 81-like. Bases 387 to 614 code for a protein of 75 amino acids. The transcript is spliced from 2 exons. The record is from RefSeq and is a predicted model, not a curated record. NCBI's taxonomy places the organism in Eukaryota, Metazoa, Mollusca, Bivalvia, Pectinida, Pectinidae.
UCUAGAUGUGCAUACAGUAGGUAGAGAAGGAACUAAAGCAAGCCACAGACCAUUGACAAAAGACGUUUGGAUAUUUAUGUCAUGCUUAGGUGAUUACUACUGUAUAUAUAUUACACAUAUUGUCCUUUUAGUGUAUAAUCUCCUACGGAUUAUUUACUUAUAUUGACCGAGGCUCGAUGUAUGUAAAGCGUGUUCUAUACUGCUGGAUUGAUUGGCUUGUGUGGUGUUUUAAAUUCUGACAAACCACAGGUAAAUGUACGAGCUAGCAACAGAGGACCAUAGCAGAGACUGGGACACACUCGUUCUAGUUAUCAACACUAUUCGACUACCUGUUCGACAAGAAUGAUAUAACCAACGGACAGAUUUCGGAUUGGAAAGACAGUGCAAUGGAUUUGUUUGGUGGACAGAUAGACUGGGUUUCUCAGAAAAAGAGGAAUGCCAUCCUGAAACAACUGUCAGAACAAAAGGAGGAGGAACGCAUGCUAGAUAGGACGAAAAGGGAAUUAUUGGAUGACUACAGCAGCAGAUAUCUUCGAAACUAUGAAUCACGCAAAGAACUUGAGAAGCAUUGGCGAGCAGCCAGCGCGUCGAAGAAGAAUAGAGAGAGAAAUUAAGUGGCUAUCAGACUGAUGAACAGUGAUAUGUGAUUAUGAUGGGCAAGGAACACACAGUAGACCAGGUGUAUUACCUACUGCUGUGUACCAUGUCUUGUUGUCAAACACAAAAACUCAAGGUGUCAGAACCUUUGUCAAUUCAAAAUAACUUGGUUAUGGUCAUUGAAAAAUUGUGUUUCCGAUAAAUGUUAAUUUUGAUUAGUAUUAUUAUUUAUUUAGUUGAUUAAUUAAGUAUUGAUUUAUUUGAAGUGUUUAAACAUACUUUUCAUGGAAGAAGGGAUCAACUUGGUGUCUCCAUCCGCAGUAGAUUAUCAGUAGUAUUGUUCACCAACAUGACUGCAAUAUACCAAUGAUUAAAUUAUUUCGUUAAAUUGUGUAUUCAUCAUGUGUCCUUAGUUUUUCUUGUUAUGUCAGCAUUACCAACAUGUAAACUCCAACGUGUGCCUCAUCUUCGUAUUAUAUGUUAUAUUCUAAUCAUCAAUAAAAAAAAAGAUGUUGUAUAUA